Messenger RNA from Spodoptera frugiperda (fall armyworm), 647 nucleotides. RefSeq lists its product as uncharacterized. The transcript is spliced from 3 exons. The coding region runs from base 171 to 599 and encodes 142 amino acids. Lineage: Eukaryota; Metazoa; Arthropoda; Insecta; Lepidoptera; Noctuidae. The record is from RefSeq and is a predicted model, not a curated record.
AAAACUCUUUGUUUGAACUUGAUUAGUUUUUGUAUCUGUUCGCUCGUCUACGCGUGUUUGGACAUCUUCACAAGGAUAGUUAUCUCACACUCUGCGAUUUUCUAAAAGAUUUCUCGCGUGAUUGAAAACAAAAGUUUUUAAGUAGAUUAAAGUUUCGUUCACAAGAUUAAAUGGGAGGUCUCGCUAUUUUACUGAUGAUUGCCACGACUAUUGGUCCAUCAUAUGGAGAGAAGGAAAUAAAACCGAUCAAAUUUGAGAUAGAUGUUGUACCAGGUCUAGUAAACUUAUAUAGUGCUGCAAAACGUCAACUGUCAGGCAAAAAUGUCAUGGAAAUGAUAAGUGACAGCCAUUUGGCACAGUAUAUUCUUCGACAGGCGUUGUCGUAUACAUUCAACAAUCAAGAGGAUGAAGAGUUAACUCGACGAGCUCAAUGGAGGUCCAAUUUGUUGUCCUCACUCGGUAACGGACUGACUAAUGAAAUGGACGGAAAAAGCCUCUAUAGUGGUCGCAUGAAGAUGCUGAAGAGGCUCGACAGACAUAGAAAAGAACAAAUCAUCGCUCGCAAUAAUUUACGAAUUAGUCACCCGUAUAUUGACUAACUUCUCUUGAUUUUCGAUUCAAUGUUGAAUAAAUGCGUGUUAAAAGUG